CUCAAGCUUGUGCAAGCUUGGUCUAGCUCUGACGAGUGGGUCAGAUAAUACUGGACACAAAAAUAAAUUUUCUUUCCCAUAUUAACACACUGUUUAAUGGCUGCGCAAUAUCCUAAUACGGUCAGACUGGGAAUUUAUGUCCAGUUGCUUGUUUGUUUAACUUUUUUUGGUUGGACAACAGCAGUGCCAUCAUUUGGGCUAUAUGAACUAAAAAGACUCCGCGAUGGGCAGACACCGGCUUGGAAUCUAACUGCGGAUUUAGAAAAUAGCCCAGUGAUGACACCGUCAAUAAACCUUUCGUGUGAAGAACGAUACCAUUCUUCGGAGAAGUUCGCUUUUGACGAGACCAAUCUUUACGACGAAAUAAGAACACUAAUGAAAACGUACUACAAUUGGGGUGAACUUCUAGCUCCCGCUCCCAUUGCCAUCAGUGUUCUAGGCCAACUCAUCCUCAUGUCUAACAAGAGAUUGGAUUUUCCCAUCGAUGAAAAUUUACCAACCGGCGGUUUCAAGCACAUCAAGUACCCCAAGAGUUUCCGGACUACUUUGCUUCAAAUCAGCCAUAGUGGUUACCUGGCCUUCCUCAAAGCUCACACCAACAUGGACAAGAUCCGAAUGUACAAUUCAAACGUGCCCAGCCACAUCAAGGACGCCACCCGCUACCUGAUGUCCAAACAAGAGCUUUACAUCGUCAACUUACUGCCUAUAUCGCUGGGACGCAUUAAAGAAGCGGCCGACCAGAGUAAAGAGCUUUCCCAAGAAGUGGUUGCCGAAUUCACCACUGUAAUGAAUCUGAUUGAGGAGACUAUCAAUGCAGUGGCCGAUACCAAAGAUAAAAAGAAGAUCAAGUUGAAGAGGGUUGAAACUGAUCUGAAGAUGACCGAGAUAGUCAAACAAUAUUCAGAUGACGAAGCGGAUUUGCUGAAACAGAAAGAAAAACAAUUGGCGAAAAUGUUGGGCAACUUUGAGAGACGUCAGCAAGACAUUUACGUCGAAACGUCUAACGGGGACGAAUGUCUUAAUCUCAACCUGAGCAGGGAGCGAAAAAAAGGAGGUCACGAAAAACACCCGGACAUCUUUUUUCGUGCCGGCAACUGGAAGUACACUUUUCAAGAAAACAGCAUCAACAGAGAUCCUUGUUAUGAAGAGAACAGCCAUCAGCUGCUUGACUUGCUCAUUCAAAUGGCCCAAUUUAGAGAUGUGUACGAGACUUGGCAAGGAUCUUCUGACUACCAGCAAUUUAAUUUUACCGGAAAUGUUGAGUCGCUAAACAACACAUACAACAGCUUCCAGCCUUGUACGAGUGUAAAAGUCAUUCUCGCCAAAUUAGCGGAAUUAAUCAAGAAAUUGAAAAACACCAAGUUUGACGCCAAGCGGAAACUGGAAAUGAUGUGUCCGGGGACAGAAGAAAUGGACGAUUUGGCUUUUCUCGUGAACCACCUGCGUGCGGAAAAAAUCAAAGAAGUUGCCGUGGAAAAAUCGACCAUGAUGGAAAACGUUAAGUUGGCUGACACUUGGACCAAGGUGUACGAGAACCAAUUUGAAAUGCUGGAGGAAUUGAUUCAAACAACCAAACGUAUGCUGAGCCUCAACGCGCAGAGGACGGACAUUCGACGACAAAAGACGAUGCAAAUAUUAAGCUCUAUUAAGAGUCUGAAUUUAAACAGAGUCACAUAUCAAGAGGCUAUCCAAGCUCUGAAAGAAGCCCUAAUCGAGCUGGGACAGUUGAAAGAAGAUUGGAGUAAACUGAUUCGAUUCUUUUCUAAUAUCGCCAAAUUCAUCGACGACGCCGCCAAAGAGAGUUUCGCGUUUAUUGAUGCCGUCCAUUCGUUAAGUGAGGAUAUUUCCGGCUUGGAUGUUACCGUCUUAGUUGAAGAACUGCUGGGUCACAUUGGAAAAGCCAACGAAGCGGCCUUCCUCGUCCACGAGAUCGCCAACAUGUACGUGACCGUUUCGGAAAAAUACAUCUUAGAUAGCAUUUCUACGUUGGACACCAUGAUCAGCAUUGACGUCAACAAGGUUGGACUAGUUGGAAUCAAGAGGCAGCAAAACAAACUGUCGGAAGACGGUCGAAUAGCUUAUGAAGGGAUCCUGCAAAUGAUUAAGGACGACGAGGAUUCGAUUGAAAAGAAAAUACUAAAGCGGCAUGAUGAAAUCACGAGAGAAUUUGGAUGGAUAACCAACUGCAAAUCUCCCGAAGACAACGAACUUUAAGAAAGCGUUUUUCGUUAUUGAUUUUAAUUCAGGACAUAAAUUGUAUGAAUACCGCUUACAAUACAAGACAUUUUUAAAUGAUAA
Molecule: messenger RNA, 2298 nt
Organism: Daphnia pulicaria
Lineage: Eukaryota; Metazoa; Arthropoda; Branchiopoda; Diplostraca; Daphniidae
Exons: 3
Coding region: 97-2214 (705 amino acids)
Source: RefSeq, a predicted model, not a curated record